AGCUGUUUAUUCACCAUGAUGGCUGUUUGGGCCUGCUCAGGUAGGGCUUUGCUCCUUGUUCUGCUGACUGGUGCAAGUUACUGCUACCCUGCAAAUAAAGGUUUUGAUGCCGGCUCCGCCUAUGGCAGCAGUAACCGUGCAGACCCGACGUCUGCCGGCUCCAGCUGGGAAGGGCCUUCCUCUGGAUAUCCAGAUUCUGGUGCGAGGGCUGCUGCUGCUAAAACCCGUCCGCAAACCGCUUCACGCAAAGUGCCAAAGUACUCUCAGCCCGGUGUUCAGAACAAACAUCAACAAGACAUCAACUGGUCAGGUGCACCUCCCAGUCCUUUUUCUUCUGAGGAAAGACCCAGUGCCCGCCGCUUUGCCUCCAGUAAACCUGAAGCACUUGGCUCCAGCUAUGUGGGUCCACCUGCUCCUCCCCAGUUCCAGGCAGGUGAAUUGUCUCACACAGAGACCAGCCACGAGAAUGGCAACUACGAAUCUGAGACGGAAGAGCGAGGCAUCCCACCACGACCUCCAGGUGUCGCUGUUGCAGAUGGACCAGUGCCUAAUGGUGAACUCCCAUCAGUCCCUGGUGGAGGACGGGUUGUGUAUCCUUAUUCGAUAGACUACAUGUUCCGGAUGGGCCGGUAUCCUCCAGGCACACUCUCUCACUUCACCGACAGCUUUGAGAAGGGGAGGGACUCCUGGCAGGACUCACACCAGAUAAGAUACAACUAUCCUGCUAAGCCCCGUACUCUGCAGGCUGAGACCAUCCCCAUUGACUCUGGAGCACCUCGGCGCAAUAAGCGUCCAAGCCGACCUGUGAAGCAGUCUGCUGGGAGUGCUGGCUAUGGUCAGACCAGUGCGGUGAAUGGACAAAAACAGCCCUACAGAAGAGUUGGGUCCAGCAGGAUGACACAGCCCAAGCAUGGUUAAGGUUGAAGACCAAUUGCUCUGGUUGUUUUACUGCUAAGUUCUAGUCAAGGUUUCUGGUGCUAGCAAAUGAUUGAACUCAAUAGCUGCAGUUUGUAUCUACGGAACAUGCCAGAUUUCUCCAUCUUUGUUCCAACUUCAAUAGCAAUGAGCUUUAAUGGUAAGAUUAUGCUAGUCUUGUGUUUACACCAUGUUUAAAUGGAAAAUAAACCUCAAUAGUACAAAUGGCA
Molecule: messenger RNA, 1145 nt
Organism: Hippoglossus stenolepis (Pacific halibut)
Lineage: Eukaryota; Metazoa; Chordata; Actinopteri; Pleuronectiformes; Pleuronectidae
Exons: 3
Coding region: 16-918 (300 amino acids)
Source: RefSeq, a predicted model, not a curated record